AUGGGCGCGGCGGCCGUGCGCUGGCACUUGUGCAUGCUGCUCGCCCUGGGCGCGCGCGGGCGGCUGGCGGCGGGCAGCGGGCUCCCAGGAGCAGUCGACGUGGAUGAGUGCUCGGAGGGCACGGAUGACUGCCACAUCGAUGCCAUCUGCCAGAACACGCCCAAGUCCUACAAAUGCCUCUGCAAGCCAGGCUACAAGGGGGAAGGCAGGCAGUGCGAAGACAUCGACGAGUGUGAGAAUGACUACUACAACGGGGGCUGUGUCCAUGAGUGCAUCAAUAUCCCGGGGAACUACAGGUGUACCUGCUUUGAUGGCUUCAUGCUGGCACACGAUGGACACAACUGCCUCGACGUGGACGAGUGUCAGGACAACAACGGUGGCUGCCAGCAGAUCUGUGUCAAUGCCAUGGGCAGCUACGAGUGUCAGUGCCACAGUGGCUUUUUCCUCAGUGACAACCAGCACACCUGCAUCCACCGCUCCAACGAGGGUAUGAACUGCAUGAACAAAGACCAUGGCUGUGCCCACAUCUGCCGGGAGACGCCCAAAGGUGGGGUGGCCUGUGACUGCAGGCCCGGCUUUGACCUUGCCCAAAACCAGAAGGACUGCACACUAACCUGUAACUAUGGAAACGGAGGCUGCCAGCACAGCUGUGAGGACACGGACACGGGCCCCACGUGUGGCUGCCACCAGAAGUACGCCCUCCACUCGGACGGUCGGACCUGCAUUGAGAAGGAUGAGGCUGCAAUUGAGCGCUCUCAGUUCAAUGCCACGUCAGUAGCUGAUGUGGACAAGCGGGUGAAACGGCGGCUACUCAUGGAGACGUGUGCAGUAAAUAACGGAGGCUGUGACCGGACGUGCAAGGACACGGCCACCGGCGUUCGAUGCAGCUGCCCGGUUGGAUUCACGCUGCAGCCCGAUGGGAAGACAUGCAAAGACAUCAACGAGUGCAUGGUCAACAACGGAGGCUGCGACCACUUUUGUCGCAACACCGUGGGCAGCUUCGAGUGUGGCUGCCGGAAGGGCUACAAGCUGCUGACCGACGAGCGGACGUGCCAAGACAUCGACGAGUGCUCCUUCGAACGGACCUGCGACCACGUCUGCAUCAACUCCCCGGGCAGCUUCCAGUGCCUGUGUCACCGCGGCUACAUACUCUAUGGGACAACCCACUGCGGAGAUGUGGACGAGUGCAGCAUGAACAACGGGAGCUGCGAGCAGGGCUGUGUCAACACCAAGGGCAGCUACGAGUGCGUCUGCCCGCCAGGGAGGCGGCUCCACUGGAACCAGAAGGACUGUGUGGAGAUGGGCAAGUGCGUUUCUCGGGCCAAGGCCUACCCCCGGGCCCAGCUGUCCUGCAGCAAGGUGGGCGGUGUGGAGAGCUGCUUCCUUUCCUGCCCGGCCCACACACUCUUCAUGCCAGACUCGGAAAACAGCUACAGUCUGAGCUGCGGUGUCCCAAGUCUCCAGGGCAAGACGCUACAGAAACGCAACAGCACCAGCUCCAGCACUGGGCCCAGCUGCUCAGGUGCCCCCGACACCUCCAUCAGGCAGAAGGCCCGCUUCAAGAUCCGAGAUGCCAAGUGCCUCCUCCAGCCCCGCACCCGGGAGCCAGCAAAGGAGGCCCUGAGGCAGCUGCUGCUGGAAAACUGCCACGUGACCUUUGUGACCCUCAAGUGUGACUCCUCCAAGAAGAGGCGCCGUGGCCGAAAGUCCCCAUCCAAGGAGGUGACCCACAUCACAGCAGAGUUCGAGGUUGAGACAAAGAUGGAAGAGGCCUCAGAGACCUGCGCAGCGGACUGCCUGCGGAAGCGAGCAGAGCAGAGCUUGCAGGCUGCCAUCAAGACUCUGCGGAAGUCCAUCAGCCGGCAGCAGUUCUCCGUCCAGGUUGCAGGCACUGAGUACGAAGUGGCCCAGCGGCCGAACAAGGCCCUGGAGGGCCAGGGGGCGUGCAUCACAGGCCAGGUGCUACAGGACGGCAAAUGUGUGGCCUGCGGGCCUGGCACCUACUUCAGCGGAGAGCCCGGCCAGUGUGUGCCGUGCACACCAGGGACCUACCAGGACGGAGACGGCCAGCUCAGCUGCACACCGUGCCCCAGCAGCGAUGGACUCAGCCUGGCUGGUGCCCGCAACGUAUCCGAGUGUGGAGGCCAGUGCUCUGCGGGCUUCUUCUCUGCUGACGGCUUCAGGCCCUGCCAGGCCUGCCCUGUGGGCACGUACCAGCCCGAGCCCGGGCGCACCGGCUGCUUCCUCUGCGGAGGGGGGCUGCUCACCAAGCACGAGGGCACCGCCUCCUUCGAAGACUGUGAGGCCAAAGUGCACUGCUCCCCAGGCCACCACUACAACACCACCACCCACCGCUGCAUCCGCUGCCCCGUCGGCACCUACCAGCCCGAGUUCGGCCAGAACCACUGUAUCACCUGUCCAGGCAACACCAGCACCGACUUCGAUGGCUCCACCAACGUCACGCACUGCAAAAACCAGCACUGCGGUGGCGAGCUUGGCGACUAUACGGGCUACAUCGAGUCCCCCAACUACCCUGGUGACUACCCGGCCAAUGCCGAGUGCGUGUGGCACAUCUCGCCGCCCCCCAAGCGCAGGAUCCUCAUCGUGGUCCCCGAGAUCUUCCUGCCCAUUGAGGAUGAGUGUGGCGAUGUCCUGGUCAUGAGGAAGAGCGCCUCGCCCACCUCUAUCACCACCUAUGAGACCUGCCAGACCUACGAGAGGCCCAUCGCCUUCACCUCCCGCUCGCGGAAGCUCUGGAUCCAGUUCAAAUCCAACGAAGGCAACAGCGGCAAAGGCUUCCAAGUGCCCUAUGUCACCUAUGACGAGGACUACCAGCAAUUAAUAGAAGAUAUCGUGCGCGACGGACGGCUCUACGCCUCGGAGAAUCACCAGGAAAUUUUGAAAGACAAGAAGUUGAUCAAGGCCCUCUUUGACGUGUUGGCGCACCCCCAGAACUACUUCAAGUACACAGCCCAGGAGUCCAAGGAGAUGUUCCCGCGCUCCUUCAUCAAGCUGCUGCGUUCCAAAGUGUCCCGAUUCCUGCGGCCCUACAAAUAACCCUGGGGCGCUGCCCUGCUGGGGCGCCGGGGGCCCGAGGGGGCGAGUGCCUUCCCUCCACAGGAGAAGCUGAAAGGCGGCUCCACGGGCCUCCACGUCGCCUUGGGAAAUCACCACGGCAUCUGCCCAUCAGGAACCCCUGACCGCCCGUGGAGGGAGAGACCUGCCGGGGCAGAGACCCCAGCUGGGCCGCACACCUCCCAUAUCCGCCCCCUGGGAAAACACUGCUUAAGGCAGCCUUUCUGCCUCCCGCUCCCUGUGCCUCUUCAUUUCCAGGACAGCAGGUGCCCUGUCCUGGGCCAGCACUUGCCAUGCCGCCUGGGCCAGGACGCUCUGUGUCACCCGAGGGCGGGUCCCUGGCAGAGCGGCAUUGGGAGACUGCAUGUACCCUCUGCCCAACGCUUCAGGAGAGAGAGGAGUGUGGCUGCCACGUCACUGUCUCCAGGGAGGUUCUCGGAGGCAGAAUCCGAGACAGGAAGCCAGGCCAAGGAACGAGGGGUGUGAAGGAUUGUCUGGUGGGCUUGAUAAGCCGGUGUCAAUGGCUGCGGGGUGUCCACACCCACCAAUGCCUCUGGCCCUGGGCCCAGGACGCGGGCACUGUGUGGUUGGGCUCUAAGGAUUCUGUGAUGGGACAGAAGAGAAGAGAGCUGCUAGGGGAGGAACCUGUAGAUUCAUGCUUUCCCUUGAUAGAGCAUCUAAUUAAGUACUAUAUAUAUAUAUAAAGAUAAAGAUAAAUAUAUAUAUACUUCUAUUUGUGGGUACUGUAGGGAAAUUCUCUUUAGUAACUGUAAAUAUUCAUCACAACCUCACCUCUUCUCCCACGAGCUGGUGCGAGCCCUGCUGUUGCCGCCUCCCUGACUGAUUAAACUGCUCUCCAGACACUUGCCACCUCUGUUUACAUGAGGCUGGCAGCCCACAGGCCUGGGGAGAAGGCAGGCUGGCCCUGGACACAGUUUGGAAUAUAAAAUCUCUGGGAAGUGGGCUCCGAUGCUUUGCUGGAGUGUUGCCCUCGGAUGGACUUGGUGGAAGGCAGUUUCCCCUUGGACCCCUUCCUGGGGGUGUGGGGGCCCAGCGGUAAAUCUCGGAAGGUGCCUAUGUCUGACCCUGAGGCCGUGACCUUGGAAUCCAUGCUGUGCCCGCAUGCUACCGGGAGGCUAGGCCUGUCCCACGUGAGCACAGAUGUGUGACCACAAGGGGCCUCAGAGAGCAUCAGCCACUCAUUUAAUUUACCAGGGAGGAAACGGCCCAGGUGGGCCCCCAGGCAGAGGCGACUGGUUGUCGGGAGGCCUGGCUCCCAGUGCACUCUUCCUCCUGCUGCGCAGUGCUGCCUCCCUCUCAGAGUCUCUCUUUAAAAAAGAAAAGUCUGGAGUUUGACCAGGUUGCGUGGCGUCCCACUCAGCCAGGAAGCUAGCACCUGGGCUAGAGCUGGCGAAGACCUCCAACGUGCAGAGGGCUUGCCUGCCGCCAGACCGCUGGCCGCCACUGCAGGACAUGCAGAGGAAGUGGUCUGUGUUUUUAGGGUCAACAAAUAUUCAACACUCCAAGGAACAUGGGAGAAUCUUCAAAUGCACUCCAUUCCCCCAUUCCAGGUGGCUGCCUCCAAGCAGUUUCCUCUCCUCACUCCAAGCCCAGGCUGACCAGUUAGAGACGAGCACAGUUUGAGAACCGUCUGUGGCACAUUGAGGAUGGUGAAGAUUGAGGACAGAUGAGAUGCAGGGCUUGGUGACAAGGCAGGUCAUAACAAAUUUUACAAUCCAAAAAAGGGCUUGGAACUCAGGAAUUAUUCACAGCCAUUACCCGUGUCAGCACUAGGAGGUCCCCAUAUUGGCUAAUGCUGCCAUCAACCUUCUCCACCGAAAGCCAACUCACUGGGAGGGGGCUGCACUUGGUGGGUGGGUCGGUGUCAGCUGAUGAGCCCUGUUGGGGCCACACUAUCCUCCCCUGGUCACAGUCCUUGAAGGCGAGCUUAGUUUCCAGAAGGGGGCCUGUCUUCCCUUGUCAAGCCAUUGGUCGUCCCCAGGAAUUAGAUGAGCGUCCUCCAGGAUGAGCCCCAGCAACAGCUACCCAGGGGAGGGUACUGGGAGGGCUUUCUAAUCUUCUCAACAAACCCCGCAGAGGACCAGAAAGAGCUCUCACCUCUCCUGAACUCUUCUGGCUGCUCCUUUGGGUAGUUUCUGGCAGUUGCCACUCACAUGCACAUUAAUCCGCCCUUUCGGUGGGAGUCAACCCACCUUCCAUGGCUGUCACCACCGCUGUGGUCAGACCCUGCCCAGUGUCCCCCACGCAGAGCAGGACAGGGGCAGACUCAGAUGUGGGGCCCCUCACUGUUCAAGAGUACCAGGUAGCCAGCAACCCAAAUUCACCAGCUGCCCACACAGUCACCAUCCAGCCCUUGCUCCCCAGUAAAACCACCUCCCGCACCAUCAGGGGGACUCCAGGAGUGCGGUCUGUCCCCAAUUUCCAUGUCAGCCCUCAGCCCCACAGUGGGGAGCUUGGAGGUCCCACCUGUUAAUCCCAGAGCUGCUCCUGUUCCUCGGGGCCUGGUGGGCCCGGGAGAUCUCGCUGGCAACAAAGCACGUUUCUCCACGUUUCCAUGUUGUGGAAACCAAUGGUAGAUUGGCUGACACGAGGUGGCCUCUCCGCCUGGUCCGAGGUGGAGGCAGAGAGAAAAGGGAAGGCCGACAAGGACUGGGCCCAGAUAGGGCGGAUCCCCGAGGCAAGUCCCGCAGAGGAUGGAAGCCGAGGGCGGGGGUGCGGGAGUCCUGUGCUGACGGGGAGGGCCUGAGCCAGAGGAGCACAUCACACGCCUGGACCGGACGUUGGCUGUGAGCAGCCACAGACCCACCUUGGCCUUGGCCUGCAUGGACCCUCAGUGGUUGGCCAGUUGAUAAGGAAAGGAGCUAAGGAACAAGCUUCUGGAAGCAGAAGCCUGCCCCGUUGGCCAGGACUGAAAGCAGGUGCGAAGGCCUGGAGGGUCUGAUGAGCUCGGUUCUGCUCCUAGUGGACCAUGGCCUGGGCAACUGGAGAAGCUCUGAAGAUGGCGAUGGAGGACCACAGUGUCUCCGCACUGAUCCCCGGGGUACCAGGAGUAGCAGACCUGGAAGAAGCCCCUCUACCCCGCAUCCCUGGCAUCUCCUGACACUCUCUGCUUCCGUGGAAACAUGCCAAGGAAAGGGAAAGACUCUGCCUCGAGGUUUAGUGGCCAACCAAGCCUUCAGUGAGUGAGUGUUGAGGUGGCCUCAUCUACUUCCCCGAAUUAGGCUUGUUUUCCCCCAUUUCCUCCCUUGUCUGAGCCAGAGCCUUGCAGCUGUAGCCUUGUACUGUCCUCUCUCGUCCCCCAGGGUCUCCAUCUCAUCUCUCCAGCAGCAGCAUCAGCCUCUGCACCCUACCCCAGGAGCUCGCAUCUGCCAGUGGUAGUGACCUCCUUCUUCCCAGAUCUGGCUCCCCAGGGGCCAGUCUUUCCCAGCUCCCGCCACCUCUGUGGUCACAGACUCGAGGAGGCCGUGGGGCCCAAGGUGGCGGCCUCAGGCAGCUUUCUCUCCUGCCAUCCAUUGGUUUGGGACAUGUUUGGGAGACACAGAUAAAGUAGAACUGAAACCUGGGACAAAAAGUGCCCAGACAGCAAUGGCCCGAGAGGCCAUCUUCGAAAUCCUGAAGAAAGAGCCUCUCCCCCCCGCCCCCACAAACCCCUUUCCUGCUUGAACCCUCGUUCUCCCAGAAACAUGGCCAAGAUCACCCAUUUUCUACCACAAGAGGCCCCUGGCCUGCCGGAGCUGUAGUGGGUGCCUACAUGGCAUCCCGGGGGCUGAAUGAUUAUUCCAGCACCUCCACCACUGCCAGUGCCAGCGGAAAAGUAAGAUACUGAACUAAGUUAGGUCAUUUAGCAAACAUCUGCUGAGCACCUACUGUGUGCUAGACUCCUAGAAAGGCAGAGAAACCACAGCCAGGGGGCUGAUGGGAUCCCCUGGAAAGCCCCUCUGGUCACGGAAAGAAAGAUGGUUGAGGCUAACCCCGGGGUGAGCAGAGCCCAGCACUCUCCUCAGGAGAAGGCCGUCCCUCCCUCCAGCGCCUCCCAGGACCCCAGGUGCAGAGCAGAGCUGGUCUACAUUUCAGGGAUGUCCAGAAGGAGAAGCUACAGCCAGCCCAGCGUCGUGACGUGGCUGCCCUUCUCCACCAGCAGAGAGAAAUGCACACAGGCCAAGACUGCGGAUUCUACACGCCCAGGACGGCCGUCUCCGCCCCACGCAUCACCCACUGCCCACGCCUGGCACAGUCGGUGCUCCAGACGGGAGGUACCUUCCUUGUCGCCCUGGGACCCCAGCUGUUUUUACCUCCUCUACUCCACGCUUGGAAGUUUAGUCAGCCUGGUAAACUGCAUCUUAUAU
Diceros bicornis minor is the source of this 7442-nucleotide messenger RNA. RefSeq names its product signal peptide, CUB domain and EGF like domain containing 1 (gene SCUBE1). Bases 1 to 3057 code for a protein of 1018 amino acids. The transcript has 23 exons. The record is from RefSeq and is a predicted model, not a curated record. Gene Ontology annotation, cellular component: cell surface. Gene Ontology annotation, biological process: signal transduction. Gene Ontology annotation, molecular function: calcium ion binding. NCBI's taxonomy places the organism in Eukaryota, Metazoa, Chordata, Mammalia, Perissodactyla, Rhinocerotidae.